Molecule: messenger RNA, 3638 nt
Organism: Clarias gariepinus (North African catfish)
Lineage: Eukaryota; Metazoa; Chordata; Actinopteri; Siluriformes; Clariidae
Gene: bpgm
Product: 2,3-bisphosphoglycerate mutase
Exons: 3
Coding region: 783-1577 (264 amino acids)
Biological process (GO): glycolytic process
Molecular function (GO): intramolecular phosphotransferase activity
Source: RefSeq, a predicted model, not a curated record
UGCAGCGGCAGUCUUUUAAUAUAUUACCUGUUAGUUUGGGUAAAAAAGACUGAGUAAUUUAAAAUUUUAAUUAAAUAUGGAAGUUAAUAUGAAAUAGCUGGUUAACUGUUAGCGGUUUGUCUUUUGCACGCUACAGUUGUAAAUAAACGCAGCUGUUUGUCGGCAGUAACACUAACGGUAAUAUUAUAACGAUAAAGAUUUAAUUUCUUUCUCUCUGUAAGCAGCUCUGUGUUUAAUAUGUGUAAAAACCCUUCAUUGCAGAGCUGUAGGAGUGGAUCAGGUCGCUGAGGAGCUAAAGCUGGUGCUUGACAUUUAAUUAGUGUCCCCUGACCUUUCCUUUCCAGCAUCUGUGCAUUUUCUGAGCCUGAAAUACAGUCACACAUAUUCCACCUCUUACAUUCACCAUUUACAAACCUACUUUCAAAUGUAAUAAAUAAAUAACAUUACAAAAGGAUAUUUGCAUGCCUGUAAAGAAAGCAACAUAUUACACAACAGACCGGUGUAAACACAACUGACCAGUGUAAACAACAUUUGAAAAUGUUUCAAAUGUAAACAAAAUAAUAAUAAUAAUAAUAAUAAUAGUAGUAGUAGUAAUAAUAAUAAUAGUUGCGAUUGGGCCCAAGCAAACUGUGCCAUCGCCGCCUGGCUGCACUACACAACCCGCAUGUUUUUCGAGAUAAGGCCUUCAGAUAGCCUCAGAUGCUGGAGAAAAAGUGUCACACUAUGAUGUCACUCAACGUGAUGUCACUUAGACAAGUUUAAGGCGUCGUCACAGCUGAAUUAUGCUCGUGCCAUACAUCUCCCUAAUGUCGAAGCACAAACUCUUCCUGCUGCGGCAUGGUGAAGGAGCGUGGAACAAAGAGAACCGCUUCUGCAGCUGGGUUGACCAGAAGCUGAGCGAGAAUGGCGUCCUAGAGGCUCAGGAGUGCGGCCGGAUGCUGAAGCAGCAAGGCUACGGGUUUAACCUUGUUUUCACCUCCAUCCUCAGCCGCUCGAUUCAGACAGCGUGGCUCGUCCUAGAGGCCAUGGGCCAGGAGUGGGUUCCCAUCACCAAGUCAUGGCGGCUAAACGAACGCCACUAUGGGGCACUGAUCGGGCUGAACCGGGCUGAGAUGGCAUUGAACCACGGUGAGGAGCAGGUGAAGCUGUGGAGGCGGAGUUACGACAUCACCCCACCACCCAUCGAUGAGUCCCAUCCAUACUUUGCAGAAAUCUACAACGACCGGCGGUAUAACACAUGUGACGUGCCCAAAGAUGAGCUGCCUAAAACAGAGAGCCUGAAGGAGGUGCUGGAUAGACUCCUGCCUUACUGGAACGAUGUCAUCGUUCCUGAAAUAAAGAGAGGCCAAACUGUUCUCAUUUCAGCACAUGGAAACAGCUGCAGAGCCUUGCUUAAGCAUCUGGAAGGUAUAUCUGAUACAGACAUUGCGAAUGUUACACUCCCCACUGGAGUCCCGGUCCUGCUGGAGCUGGAUGAAGAUCUCCGGCCGGUGAAGCCUCGAGAGCUGCUGGGAGAUCAGGCCAAAAUUCAGGCUGCGAUCAAAAAAGUGGAGGAUCAGGGAAAAGUAGUUGCAUGAGAGAAAAGAAAUUAAAAAGUAAUAUAUUAAAAUAUAUAUAUAUAAUAUAUUUUACUAUAUAUGGCAAGAAGUUUAAAAGAAAUUAAAUUAUAGCAAGUUCUUACUUAUUUAUAAUGAUGCACUGAACAAGAGAAUAGUUACACUGUACUGUAUAUCCUUGUUUUGUAGUUUUGUUUGUUUUUUUGUUUUUUUUAUUAUUAUUUUACAAAGUCUGAUGAGGACGUGCGUAAAUUUUUCUUGGAUAGGACAAACAGGCACAUGCUUUCAUUACUAAUGAUACAGCACUUAGAUAAAUUGGAUUAAAAUUGAUGUAUACACUGCAUAAAUACAGUAAUAAGUUUGUGCUUAACCUUGAUUGCAGAUGUUUUUUUUAGAGUUUAUCUGGUCUAACUGGUCUGCACUGAAAGACUAGCUGUGCUACUGUCCUAAUUAAGGAGAGCCCAGGAUCCACCUAUGUUUACAUCUUUUGAGGAAUGAUUUUGUCAAACUGUUAACAGAUUUAGAACUUAGAAUUACUUUAAUAGUUUAAGUUACAAUAAGCAACUUUGAAACAAGCUAGCUCUAACCCAGUACUUUCUCUCGCUGCUUUGCUACGCACCUCCCAGGUCGUCUCCCUGCUCACUGUGAACUUGUAUAGUACACAUCUUUUUCUGUUACUGCUUUUCCAGCAUCUGAAAGUGGAAAUUAUAACAUUCACCUGGUGGGCAUUAACAUAAUGUAACUCACUCCUUACGAGUUGGUUCAGUUCUGGUAGUCAACACCUGCAGCCAAGCAGUCAAGCAGAAAUAAUGUCCAAUUGGGGUUAAUUUGGAAAUUCCUCUUUUCUCUCACCUCACUCCAUUUGCUUCAGCAGUUCUGAUAUAACUUUUUGAUCUAAAUUGAAUUUUAUUGGUGUGUGUUUUUGCUUAUCUUGCCUCCUUUUUUCAUGCACUUUGUCUUAAGUAUUACUGGAAUCUAAGAGCUUUCUAGUCCUCGAGUCAAUCGUGCUUAACAGGGUUGCCAGAUCAAACUAAUAAAUUCCCUCCAGACAGUGCUGAAAAUCUUUGGUCAGAUUGGAUUUGCCCAUGAUAAUGGCUCACCUUCAUAAGUGACUUAAAUCUGACUCUAAUGUGGACGUGUCUGUCUUUUGAAACGACGUACAUGCGCACAUAAAGUGAAUAUGUCUUUGCUGGCGUCAUCUGGGUUAAAACGUUAUAUUUGUAUUUUAUAUGUUCAAAUAUAAAUAUAUGUUUAUAUCUGAAUGCCUACUCAUUCAUUUUAAACAAUACGUAAUAAUAUGCUUGCUUUAGAGGAUUGCAAGCAGUUAGUCAGUCAGCUGUAUUUUUGAGGUCCAGAAAAAGGAAGAAAGCCAGACAUCUCCCUUUAGCUGUUUCCGGGAUUGUGUUGAUUAAUCAACAGUUCACUCCAGACUCCAGCAGACUCACUAAACCAUUAUGAAGAAUGACAACUUAUAGUUAUUUGGGUAGAAACAUAACCUGCUGAUGUAUUUUAUUUAGAAAACAGAAGAUUUCAAAUGUCUCUGGCAUCGACUCUGUUUUAGUUACUAAGAAUUCUUGCACCUUAGACAUUAGCUAGCAGAUACACACAUAGUAUACAGAACUCUUAUAUAAUGUCUUUAUUUAUUAGAACGAGAGUAUUUAGGGUUCAGAUAUAUUUCUGCUUUCUUUAGCUAACUCUCUAACUUGAAGUGAAUGUUGAAGUGAAAGUAAGGGUUCUCUGUGAUGUCUGAAAGCUAAGCAGGACACACACCAGGCCCAGUGUUUAACCUUUUUUUUUAGUUGUAAAAAUGAUUAGGUCUUUACAGGCAUUAAUUAAAGCUGUCUCUGUUUUUGUUGUACAGGUAAAUUGUGUGUUUUUUUGUGUCUCUGUAAUUUUCUUGUUGUUGCAUUGUGACUUAUAGUCUGAGGACAAGUUUUUCUUUUCUAUUGAAUGUGUAAUGUAUAAGAGUCAGGCUGUAAUUUUUGGUACAAUUAAUAUCACACAAACAUUACGUGCAUCCCCUGCUACCUUUAGCUUGAAAAUUGUCAUAGUGUUGCCAGAUUGUCCAUUUUUGCCAAGUUG